CCAAAAGUUUUGGCGCUACAAAGGGGGCUAAACGAAGCACGGGAGGAGUUCCCACCACCCGUCUGGCCGUCUACGGUCUACCCUCCCACUCGAUUCCCACGAUGGCAUUCGCCCCUCAACAUGGUGAUGAUCUUCGCAGCAAUUGCUCCACUCUCGUUGUGCCGGCCCUGUCCAUAGGAAACGUAGGGCAGUUGGCGGUUGACCUCUUGAUCUCUUCGCUGAGGGCGGAGAGGGUUGGUUACUUGGAUGAUCCUUCCGUUCUUCCAUGCGUCGGCAAUGACGCCUAUGGUCCGGUUCCAGAAGGAGUCCUUGCCUUGCCGCUCGAAGUAUAUGAAGUAUCACCUAGUGACUUAAGUAUCAUCCAACAAAGAUCUCCCGUUAUAAAGGGAAUGAUGGUAGAAUUUGCAAGGAACUUGGCUUCCUAUGCAGCCACGACAGGAAAGCAGCAUGUUGUUGUUCUCUCGAGCUUAGACUCUGGGAAGAAGCAAAAAUGUGAUGAUUCAGGGUCACACAUUUAUUAUAUAUCUAGCACCAGACAGGAUGGCAGUGAUGAUGUCUGCGAAAAACUUGGGUGGAAGAGGCUUCAGGAAUACAUCCCAGAUCAUAAGCGAUGGCAGUAUCUUAGUUCUCUUGCUGAUGGCAAUCCUGUGCUGGAAGAGGAGUCUCUAUCUUUUGAUGAUGAGCUAGUGGUUGAUGAUUACUACCCAAGUCUUCCUUUUGCUGCACUAUUCUCAUGUUGCAAGGCAAAAGGCUUGAACGUGACAUGUGUAUUAUGCUACUGUGCUGAAGGGGACAAUACACCUGAUUCUUUCAUCUUGGCUGAGGCGGCUUUGAAUCUCCUAGGACUUGACAAGGACAUCUCUAAUGGCAAGGAAGGUACCGGCGGAUGGAUCAUUCCUUUGUCGUGGAAGACAUUUUACGGGCCACCUCCUGAUAUGUCUCUCUUCUAAGAUGAUGACCGAGUCUAGACUGAUGGUAGUGGUGAUAGAAAUGAACAUACAGGUUCGAAAUGUGAAAGAAAUUGAGAUGUCAAAAUUGUUUAAGAAAUGUAUUAUGGUUACUAUGCCCGAGGGAGAGAGUUCAAGGUAAAAAUGGCAAAGAAAGAAUGGAGAAACACAAGCAUAAAUUCUUUCUAUUGGAUUUCUCCUUAUUCACUUGAAGGAAACUAAACACCAAAUGGUUUUGGUCUUGUUCGCCGGAGAGCGAGUAGUAUGGAUCAUCUGGUCAUACGAAUGGUAAACCUAUUUUACGAUGUC
Molecule: messenger RNA, 1256 nt
Organism: Nymphaea colorata (pocket water lily)
Lineage: Eukaryota; Viridiplantae; Streptophyta; Magnoliopsida; Nymphaeales; Nymphaeaceae
Exons: 7
Coding region: 102-950 (282 amino acids)
Biological process (GO): proteasome assembly
Cellular component (GO): nucleus; cytosol
Source: RefSeq, a predicted model, not a curated record